AUGAAAAAUAUUAGUUCUUAUUUUAAACAUAGAAAAAUAGCCAUUACCAUUAUUGUUACUGAGGUGCUGGUCUUGUGAUGUUGGUGAUCAUGGACCUCUUCCUUUCUCUCUCAUGUGCCAUCCUUAUGAUCUCCAACACACUGUAUCCUCCUCUUGCUCGCCUUCCUGCCACUUUUCCUAAUAGACAAUCCCUUUCCAAUCCUCUUUGUCUCAUUAUGUGUCCCAAGAACAUCAAUUGUCAUUUUCUGAUGAUUCAAUAACUGACCACCCUAGCACCUUGCAACACUUCUUUAUAUGUUACUUUUCUGUCCAUGAGAUCCUCCUCAUUCUUCUUAUGAAUCACAUCUCUGCAGCUUCUAAGUUUUUCAUUUUCACUUGCUUUCACUAUCCAUGUUUCACAACCAUAUACUAAUGUUGACCAUGCAAAACAUUACAACCUCAUUCUUGUCCCCGUAUUCAAGCUAAUAUUUGUCAGGACCUUCCUCAUAUUUCCAAAUGCUAUCGUUGCUAUUCCAGUUCUUCUUGUUAUUUCCCCCACAUUUCCACCACCUCUACUGACUAAGCUCCUGAGGUAGUUAAAACUUUCAACUUGCUUUAUAAUCCUUCCAUUGACCUUUGUUUCCAUUCUAAUGUACUGUUUUUUCUUCACUAUCACUAUGGUUUCAAUUUUUCCUGCAUUAAUUUUCAGUCCUUUCCUCUUACAACUCUCCUGCAGCUUAGUCACCAAUUCUUAAAAGUUUCAAAAAUAAGAAUUACAUGGUUGUGUGGCUACUGAAAAACUAGCGGUUAGUUAGCAGCAAGCACAGCACAAACGCUUGACGAAAUGUGAUGAAAACAAUUCAACUGGUGCACAGAUUGCUGGUCAGUGGAUGAAAUUCCCAUCUUUUACUGUUGGGCUCCGAGUUGGAGAGACCCAAGUUAUGUUGCAUAACUGACCCUGACACAUUUUGGCUACUAGAAAUUGGUUCUCUUCAUUCUUUGGCUGAAAUAUGAGAAUGGAUGGAACACCUGAGAUGAUGGACGUGUCUACAGAGGAGGUGGCUGCUGAACCCUUAGUGGGAAUGAUGGACAUGGUUCUUCUAACCUUGCUGGGGGUUGUUUCCAUCUACUACUUCUUUAUCAGAAAUACAAACAAGAAAGAAGACAAUUCUGCCCUGAAAAGUUUCACAAUAUCUCCUACUCAGUUGGCACCUCGAGCCAGUGACUCCAGCUUCAUAUCGAAGAUGAAAUCAUCAGGAAGGAAUGUUAUAGUGUUCUACGGAUCACAGACAGGGACAGCUGAAGAGUUUGCAGGGAGGCUUGCUAAGGAAGCAACUCGUUUUGGUAUGAAGGGAAUGGUAGCAGACCCAGAGGAAUGUGACAUGAAUGAGCUGGCUCAGCUGACAGAAAUAGAUAAUCACUUGGCCAUAUUUUGUGUGGCCACUUAUGGGGAAGGAGAUCCCACAGAUAAUGCUCAGGAAUUUUAUGAGUUCUUGCAAAAUGGUGAUGAGCAGCUCGAUGGAAUGCAGUACACAGUGUUUGGGCUGGGAAACAAGACAUAUGAGCACUACAAUGCCAUGGCGAAGUAUGUUGAUAAGCGGCUGGGUGAGCUGGGAGCCAAGCGACUCUUUGAGUUGGGCAUGGGCGAUGAUGAUGCCAACAUGGAGGAUGACUUUAUCACGUGGAAGGAUGCCAUGUGGCCAAAGGUUUGUGAAGUAUUUGGCAUUGAUAGUCAGGCACAGGAUAUCAACAUGAGGCAGUACAGACUGACCGUUCUUGAGGACUAUGAUCCAGCACGUCUCUUCACUGGAGAGAUUGCUCGUCUCAAUUCGUUCAAGGUUGAAAACCAAAGACCACCAUUCGAUGCAAAAAAUCCAUUCAUGGCAGAAGUAGGUGUCAACCGAGAACUCUUUAAAGGUGGAAAUCGCAACUGUCUCCACAUUGAGUUGAACAUUGAAAGCUCAAGGAUACGGUAUGAUGCUGGUGAUCAUGUGGCUGUUUAUCCAGUCAAUGACCAAGCCUUGGUAUCCCAUCUCAUUGCAUUGGUUGGUGAGGAUCCUGAGAAGGUGAUAACACUCACCAAUGUGGAUGAAGACAGUAGUAAGAAACACCCAUUUCCUUGUCCCUGCACCUAUCGUGUUGCUCUCUCUCAUUAUGUGGACAUCACAGCUUUGCCUAGAACUCAUGUACUCAAAGAAAUUGCUGAGUAUGCUACUGAUAACAAGGAAAAAGAGAAACUGUUACUGAUGAGUGGCACAAGUGAGGCCGGGAAAGCCGAGUACCAGCGCUGGGUUGUCCAAGAUGUCCGAAACAUUGUGCACAUUUUGGAGGACCUUCCUUCAUGUAAACCUCCUCUUGACUAUCUGUGUGAACUUCUGCCAAGGCUUCAAGCAAGAUAUUACUCCAUCUCUUCAUCAAGCAAGUUGUAUCCUAACACGGUCCACAUAACAGCCAAUGUGCUCAAGUACGAGACUCCAACAGGACGAAUCAACAAAGGUGUCUGCACCACAUACAUGCAGAAUCAGAGACCUGACAAUGACACCAAGCUCCAUAUGCCCAUAUUUGUUAGGAAGUCACAGUUCAGAUUACCAAGUAAACCACAGACUCCAAUACUGAUGAUUGGGCCGGGCACUGGCAUUGCUCCUUUCCGAGGCUUCAUCCAGGAGAGAAACCUCCAAAAAGAAGAAGGAAAGCCAGUGGGGAAAACUGUACUUUACUUUGGGUGCCGGAACAAGGCCAAUGACUACCUGUAUGAAGAAGAGCUCACUGCCUAUAGAGACUCGGGUCUUUUAAAGCUGUAUGUAGCCUUCAGUCGGGACCAGCCAGAAAAAGUUUAUGUGACGCACCUUCUAGAGGGAAACAAGAAAGAAGUUUGGGAAAUCAUUGGCAAAGAAAAUGGUCAUUUGUAUGUGUGUGGAGAUGCAAAGUGCAUGGCCAGAGAUGUUCAUGCACUCAUCAUCAAGAUUUGCCAGACUGAGGGCGGGAUGACUCAGGAGGAAGCAGAGCAGUACGUGAGAAAGAUGAUUAACCAGAAACGUUAUUCAUCAGAUGUUUGGAGUUAAAAGUUUUUGAGGUCAGAUUAUCAUCUCUACAUUUUAACAAAUAUAUAAAUUAACUUUAAGGACAAAAAUCACUUUGAUAUAUUGUGCACACACACACACACACACACACACACACACACACACACACACACACACACACACACACACACACACACACACACACACACACACAUUAUUUGGUAGCUCAGUGGUAGUGUCCUUGCUAGUCACUUAACAGAUUGAGAUUAUCACCGUGGUCAGAUUGCUAAGGUUUUCUGUAAUAAGUAAGCAAGGACUGUUUCCUUUAACAAGAGGAUGUGGUGUGUAAAAGGUCAAAGCUUAAUAACUCCCACAUAAGACUAUGAAGGAAAGGAACAGAAUAUAGGUGCACAUUAUAUGAGUAUCAUAUAAUAAUGAUAUUACAAUACCAACAUGUCUUACUUAAUUUUCUCUCUCUCCCUCUCUCAGCAUAAUUUGCCUGUAUUCUAGGCUGUCAUUCCUGCUAAGGGCUAAAGAAAAUAAGAUGAACAGCCUCAGGGACAGUCUUUUAAAUGAAAACUUUGCCAAGCACUAAAUUAAUCUUGCACAAUUUGUGGUAAGGAUUGACUGUACACACACACACACUCAUUACAUUACAUUACAUUACGUUACAUUCCAUGAGUUAUUUGGAAAGAUUGGUUAUUUUGACCAGGAAAUCAUCUGUACACAUAGGCUGUGGCACCACUGAGAGCAAGCAUUAGUAGGGGCAAGAAUCUUUUUGACAUUACAGUCCUUGAAGGUGGGUGUACUGGCAGUGAUCAGAGAUGACAGCAACAUCUUUAGCCAGGAGGUGUACUGCAAAAAGAGUUUUUUCUUGUGGAGACUUAGGUAACAUUGCCAUGGCAGCUCCUGCCUUCAGUGUCUCCCAAUGUGGCCUCUCAAACUGUCUUGGUCACUUGUCUCUUGCUCGCAGUGUGGCCAUGGCUCUUAUUUUACCUUAAGCUAUGAAAAAGAUUUUUGAAACUGGCUAUUGCUCCUGUAUCCUGGAAGAACAAGGAAGGGAAGGAGGUUAAGGACAGGUUAGAAAAGAGGGUUUGGAUGGAUUUUCAAAAUUACAUGAAGACCCAGAAGCCACUCCCUUUUGAAAGUAGAAUGAAAUAAGCAUCUAUUUGUUGAAGAUCUACUUAGAAUAACCUGUUCUUCCACCAAACUUUGCCUCCUUCACACUGCCUUACUCUCACUAAGGUUCAAAGGUAGUGGCUAUAUUAUAUAAUUCUAAAGAUUUGCAUAAUUCCAAAAGUAGGUCAAAAGAAGCAUAUAUGUAGAAAUUUUUAUUUAUCUUAUUUCUUUUUUGUACUCAGAAUAACCUAUUCUUUUACCUCUUCAAGUACUUGCUUUAAUUCAUGAGAUACACUGAAUAUAUAUAUAUAUAUAUAUAUAUAUAUAUAUAUAUAUAUAUAUAUAUAUAUAUAUAUAUAUAUAUAUAUAUAUAUAUAUAUAUAUAAUCAAGUUUCCUUUCUGACUGUUCUAUUGCUGUUGUGGUAGACGGUCACUGUACUUCUCCUAAAUCUAUUAGUAGUGAUGUUCCUCAGGGUUCUGUCCUGUCACCCACUCUCUUCUUAUUAUUCAUUAAUGAUCUUCUAAACCAAACUUCUUGUCCUAUCCACUCCUACGCUGAUGAUACCACCCUGCACUUUUCCACGUCUUUUCAUAGAUGUCCAACCCUUCAGGAGGUAAACAUAUCACGCAGUGAAGCCACAGAAUGCCUGACUUCUGAUCUUUCUAAAAUUUCUGAUUGGGGCAGAGCAAACUUGGUAUUGUUCAAUGCCUCAAAAACUCAAUUCCUCCAUCUAUCAACUCGACACAACCUUCCAGACAACUAUCCCCUCUUCUUCAAUGACACUCAACUGUCCCCCUCUUCUACACUGAACAUCCUCGGUCUAUCCUUUACUUAUAAUCUGAACUGGAAACUUCACAUCUUAUCUCUAGCUAAAACAGCUUCUAUGAAGUUAGGCGUUCUGAGACGUCUCCGCCAGUUUUUCUCACCCCCCCAGCUGCUAACUCUGUACAAGGGCCUUAUCCGUCCAUGUAUGGAGUAUGCUUCACAUGUCUGGGGGGGUUCCAAUCAUACUGCUCUUCUAGACAGGGUGGAAUCAAAAGCUUUUCAUCUCAUCAACUCCUCUCCUCUAACUGACCGUCUUCAGCCUCUCUCUCACAGCCGCAAUGUUGCAUAUCUAGCUGUCUUCUACCGCUAUUUUCAUGCUAACUGCUCUUCUGAUCUUGCUAACUGCAUGCCUCCCCUCCUUCCGCGGCCUCGCUGCACAAAACUUACUUCUUUCUCUGAUCCCUAUUCUGUCCACCUCUCCAAUGCAAGAGUUAACCAGUAUUCUCAGUCAUUCAUCCCUUUCUCUGGUAAACUCUGGAACUCCCUGCCUGCUUCUGUAUUUCCACCUUCCUAUGACUGGAAUUCCUUCAAGGAGGAGGUUUCAAGACACUUAUCCACCAAUUUUUGACCACUGCUUUGACCCUUUUAUGGGACUGGCAUUUUAGUGGCCAUUUUUUUUUUUUAUUAGAUUUUUGCUGCCCUUGGCCAGUGUCCUUCCUACAUAAUAAAAAAAAAAAAAAAAAAAAAAAAAAAAAAUAUAUAUAUAUAUAUAUAUAUAUAUAUAUAUAUAUAUAUAUAUAUAUAUAUAUAUAUAUAUAUAUAUAUAUAUAUAUAUAUAUAUAUAUAUAUAUAUAUAUAAAAUGAGGCACCCAUAGUCAGAAUGACGUAAGUAAACUCGUGACCAAAAUAAUUUUUAUUGCAUUGUCUUUCCCAACCUUCCUACCGUUAUGGGAGAGAGCAUGGAUGUCAGAAUGGACCCUGCAAUAGUGUCAAAAAUCCAUCCAAGUGAAGUUAUCCAUGGAACCUUCUCAUCGUGCUUGAGUGAUAGGUAUCAGCUGCUGGGGCCAGAGAGAAGCAAUUCUCUUGCCACAGCAGCAUGAAAAAGAGCCAGUCAAUGAGGGCUCAUGCUGCGACCACCACACCCACACAUUUCACUCUCUCCCUCCCUUUAGCCUACUUGGUACCCUUAAAUGACAGGGUGCUGUUCUAAUUUUGCUUUUAUUCAACAUGUAAGCCUUUUAUUAUUAUGGCGGACAACAGCACACACCCUGAGGAGCCAGGACCCUCCAGAGGAAGAGAAAUGGAAGAAAGAUAUUUCUAAAAGACGAAGAAGCAUGAGGGAAGCCUUUGUGAGCUUUGGAAACAUCAGAUGAUUUUAUUUCUUUAUAUUCUAUUAUCCUUUAUAGCGGGUAUAUUGUCAUAAUGUUUAUUAGUUCUUUUGUUUUACUUCUUCCAGUUUAAUUUUUUAAGCUUGUAUCAUUCUCUUCAUUUGUGUUCAUCUUAGGAAGUACUUGUAUGCUGCUUAUGUUUUCAUUUUCAUAAAAUUGAUAAGUUCACUAAAAAGAAGACUUUUAAUGGUUGUGAUUCCCCUAUUAGUACAUAGAAAAUAAAGCAACUUGAUAGAGUAUAGGAAUUAUACAAUGUGUGGGCGCUAGGUAAAAUUUUAAUGUAGCUGUGUGAUAUCCAUAACAAAAUUGUAUCAAAGAAAAAAAGUCACCUAUUUAUUUUUAAUAAUGUAAUUUAAUUGUAACUUCACAAUGUAAUCCAACUGAAUAGUUGUAAAGCACAUCAUAAAUUACUGAAUAUUUUGAUACCAAUCAUUACUUUCUAAAUCCACUGAAAAGAUAUUGCAUUUUGAAACUCGUAAAAUUUUGACUGUUUUUGUCUGCUUUCAAAUUUCAGCUCUUAUGUCACUCUGGUUCUUGGGGCCUCUCUCUCUCUCUCUCUCUCUCUCUCUCUCUCUCUCUCUCUCUCUCUCUCUCUCUCUCUCUCUCUCUUAUAAACACACACACACACACACACACACACACACUCAGUACUAGUCAUAAGUAUUGGGGAUCAGGCUUUGGGGGGGUCCAAUACUUAUGGUAAAAAAAGCAUUGGUCCUCAUGAGAGUGAACCAUUUUAGCCAAAAGUAUCAGCCCCUUCCAUGAUGUCACUGCAUCCCUCAGCUUUGUGCCACUGACUCUUAAGCCUUCCCUCAGCAUUCCUUGGUGAGCAGUGACCUGCAGCAACUUUUCCACAUCCUGAUGUAUUAUUGUGCAAUAACAUCUUGUGAUAACUCAUUCUUUUUGCUACUAUGACUAAAACAAAAGAGUAUUCAUCCGAGACUAUUGAGAUCAUAGGCUUCAAGGAAGCAGAUCAUUCAGUUAGAGAAAUAACUGAACAGUUGGCAGCAUCCAGGACAAGUCGAGUGUUGGUUACGGCAGUUCAGGGAGGGAGGGAAUUGUGAUGUGCCUCAACCUAAAAAAAAAAACAGACUGGGCACCCCAGAGAGCUGUUACUGUCUUAAAGCAUGCAGUGGUCUUGAUAUCAGACUCUACUGCAUGCUUUAAGACUGUAACAGCCCUCUUAUUUGUCUUCCAGGGACUUGAGGCAUAUCACAAUUCCCUUCCUCCUUGAACUGCUGUAACCAAAGCUUGACUUGUCCUGGAUGCUGCCAACUGUUCAGUUAUUUCUCUAACUGAAUGAUCUACUUCCUUGAGGCUCAUGAACUAAUUUAAGUUUCAGAUGAAUACUCUUGUUUUAGCCAUAUUAGCAAACAAGGAAUUAUCACAAGACAUUAUUUUAAAAUAAUACACCAGGAUGCAGAAAAGUUGCUGCAGGUCACUGCUCUCUAAUACACACCAAGGCACGCUGAAGGGAGGCUAUAAGUCAGUGGCAUGAAGCUGAGAGAUGCGGUGACAUCAUGGCAGGGGCUGAUACUUUUGGGUAAAAUGGUUCACUCUCAAGAGGACCAUGCUUUUUUCUGCCAUAAGUAUUGGACCCCCCCCAGCUGGAAGUCCAAUGAUAAAAUAUAUGACACCAGUUACAAAGGAUUCCCCUAAGGGAAUGAAUAGCCAUGGUUUUUACUGGAGAAUUUUGUAAGUAAAUUUUGAAUGAUAAUUGACAAAUUCAAGUGCAACAUUGGUGAAUAUUUUGUAUAGUUUAACAUUGUAUUAAUAACUAGUAAAUAUAACAUUUCCCUAUGUUUGAACAUGGCUAUAAAAGCUGAGCUUUACAGUUUUAGUGAGUGGCAGUUCAUGGUUAUGGUAUGAGGAAGGUGGUGCUUCCUUGGUGUGCAUGAAGUGUCUUGGACUACAAACCCAUACAAAAUUAUUUUUGUUUUUGUUUUUAUAUUUCAUUUUUUUUUUUUUUACAAAUAUUUUGAGAGUUUUAUAAAAGCAUAGGUAUCAACUACAAAAUGUUUAUAUCAUAGUUUUGCAAAGAUUUGUUAGAUGUUAUGAAGAAUUUAGUAAUGAGUGACCUGAAUUCCUUUCCAUCACAUCUCAGGAAUAAGAUAGUACUGUUGUAAAUUUUGAGUUUCCAGUUAAAAUGGUGUUGUGUUGGUGCUAUGAUGGUAGAAGUUAGCAUUUACAUGACUGAGUUUCAUUAUAAGUGUAUGAGCUAGCUAUAUUGUUUAAAAUCUCUUAUGUAUUUUUCUUAUUUAAAAAUUUCUUACUUACAUUGUUUCAAAAGUUUAUAUUAAACUACUUGUUGAAC
Molecule: messenger RNA, 8586 nt
Organism: Scylla paramamosain (green mud crab)
Lineage: Eukaryota; Metazoa; Arthropoda; Malacostraca; Decapoda; Portunidae
Gene: Cpr
Product: NADPH--cytochrome P450 reductase-like
Exons: 14
Coding region: 990-3041 (683 amino acids)
Biological process (GO): response to hormone
Cellular component (GO): cytosol
Molecular function (GO): NADPH-hemoprotein reductase activity; flavin adenine dinucleotide binding; FMN binding
Source: RefSeq, a predicted model, not a curated record